AUGGCUGAUGUGGAAAGUGCAAAUAAUGCACCGCAGCCCGAUCGGCCGCGCAAAAGGCGCCGACGGACGAUGGCCUGUACGCAAUGUCGCAGUCGUAAACUGCGCUGCGACCGCGAAUAUCCAACAUGCACCCGUUGCUUGAAGAGCCGAACCCCGACCAAAUGCACCUACGAGGAUGGCUUCCUCUGGCAGCAGCCCACCACCGUAACUGCAGCAGCUUUCGCUGCGGAUCGAGGAAAUGGAAAUUCAAUCAUCUCCAUGCCUCCACGGCCGGAGCAGGCGGAGUUUAUUAAUAUUGAGACUCCCCCAGACUCGGGGCUCGGCGCAGCGUCGACUCGGUCGGAAGCUCUCCUUUCGACUGUUGCGCCCGAUUCGGGGCCAACUGCUCGUCUUCAGCAUGGUGGACCGCACCACAGGGGGCGGCAUUCGGGGAAGGAAAGGGGUUUUCUUGAGACCGUUUUGGGGGCUCCCAAGGCUGCUGUGAAUCAGGAGCCGUAUGUGAAUACGGGUGUUUUGCAACGACCGAAACGUCCCGCGCCGGAAGAGGGGACACCCUUCUCGUCGCGAAUGGACCAGGGAGAGGGUGAUUAUGGGGAAGUUGACGACAUGCUGUCUCCGUCACAUCAAUUGGAUCUUUCACCCCGCAUGAUGAUGAGAGGUCGUGAAACUAAGACUCGAUUCAGUGGGUCGGGCAUCUAUGCUAAUGUGGUCGCUCAGUUUCCUGACAUCAGAGCCUUUGCCGAAGAAAUUCGGCUGGCUAAUCCAAUUCUCUCACGGGUGCGCCCCGAUUUAGAGCGGGUUAAAAGGGGACUGUGGAAGCGCAAGCCGCUGAACGAGCCCUUUCCCGAGCCGACAAUUACUUCGCUUCUCUCGCUGCUACCAGCACGGCCUGUAGCCGAUGAGCUGAUAGGAAUCUAUUUGACGUACAUCGAGUCCACACAACGCAUCUUCCAUGUCCCUUCCUUUCUCCAAGAGGUGGAUGAGUUCUGGAAUAUGAUGGACAAUCCCAGUGCCAUCUCUGCCGGGUUUGUCGUGCAAGUGCUCUUGGUUCUCGCGUGCGCUUGGAAUCUGGCCGAUGUGGCUAGUCUACAAGAAAAGAGCGCCACGCCACUCAAAUGCUAUACCGCUGUGGAGUGGGUAUUGCAUGCAGAGAAGUGGAUUGACAGUGCACAUAUCAAGCGGCUGAAUGUAACUUCUCUGCGGCUCUAUAUCCUGCUGAUCAUGGCGCAAAAUUGCUUUGGCAUGAAACGCAGUCAAGCAUGGCUUGCCACGAGCGCAUUGGUGAAGCAGGCAAUGCUCUCUGGUUACCACAGGGAUCCAGACAAAUAUGCCCGAAUCUCGGUUUUUAAUAAGGAAAUGCGCCGGCGCAUCUGGAUGACCAUUGUGGAAUUGGACCUGCAGGUGGCUAUCGACCGAGGGAUGCCUCCGUCGGUUCAAACUUUGGAUUACGAUACGCUGCCUCCUUUGAACAUUGACGACAACAAUGUUCAUGAAGGCUCGACCGAGACCCCGGCAGACCGGCCGGUGAGCGACAUCACAGAUUCAUCAUUCCAAGUUGCACUUGGUCGGUCGCUAGCUCUUCGACUCAAAGCCUGCCAAUUGAUGCACUCGCCUCGGAUUAGUUGUCGUUAUGAAGAGAUCCAGCGUCUAGAUUGGGAAUUGAAUCGUCAGCUCUCUCGAAUCCCUCAAUGGACUACGACAGAGGCAAACGACCUCGUUACGCAGCACAAAGUCACAUUAUGGAAAGCCACCAUUGAGACAAAGUUGGCGCAAAGCCUACUCUCCAUCCACACCCCAUUCGCCAUCGAGUCACCGCGGGAACCGCUAUUCACACCCUCGGCGCGAUCUCGUCUGGAUGCCGCAACCAUGAUUUUAUCCACUCAGAAACGGCUUCACGAUACCCCCAAACCAUUGUCAUUAUGCAUGCUUGGUGAAGGGACGCUGCAAGCUUAUAUCUCGAUUUGCCAGGUUCUCCAUACCCUGGAUCAUCAGAACCCACCCUCCUCUCACCCCUCAUCCACAGUCUUCCUCCUACACACUCUACCCGGCCUCCCAGACUCCCUACUCUCCCUUGUCGAAACAGCACUUGUCUCCCUUGAGGGCCGCUUCCUAUUAGUGGUCAAGGGAGCCAAGGACUACUUCUUCCUAUCUACGAUCAUAGCCCUUGUCAAAGCGAAAAUCUGGCCUACUCAGGCAGUUAUGUACAAACAGCAAGUUGUCGAGCGAAUCCUAUCGUUUGCGCAGACGCUUUUCAACCGGCAUGCGAACUGCGAGCAUCUGGGGAAACCGGGAAUGGGUAGCUUCCAAAAUAAUCAGGUUGCCUCGUUCAUCGCGACUCCGGGUAUGGCAGCGAUGCUGCCCUCGGACUUUGAUGGCAUCUUCCCACCAACAGGACUUGGUGUUACGCCACCGGAUGAUUUUGAUCCUUUCUUGGAUGUCUUUGACUGGGAAGAUUUGACGGGAAUUGCCUUUGGCAAUUAG
Messenger RNA from Penicillium subrubescens, 2481 nucleotides. RefSeq names its product putative C6 transcription factor. Bases 1 to 2481 code for a protein of 826 amino acids. Gene Ontology annotation, molecular function: zinc ion binding; RNA polymerase II cis-regulatory region sequence-specific DNA binding; DNA-binding transcription activator activity, RNA polymerase II-specific. Gene Ontology annotation, cellular component: nucleus. Lineage: Eukaryota; Fungi; Ascomycota; Eurotiomycetes; Eurotiales; Aspergillaceae. The transcript is spliced from 5 exons. The record is from RefSeq and is a predicted model, not a curated record. Gene Ontology annotation, biological process: DNA-templated transcription; regulation of transcription by RNA polymerase II.